GGAGUAACGGGCAACCUAUGCAACAAAAGCUGCUGCAGAGACGAGCGACUGUCCGACCGCUCAGCGGACGCAAGCACGGGGCCAGCGGCUGACACAACCCGAUGAGGUACGACUGCAGGACUUAAAAUUGCAGGGUGGACCAAACCGUCAACGUCUCGACGACAUUUAUGAAGCUUUCAAGGCCUUUUGAUUGAUCAGCCAAUCGAUGGGGAUUUUCAGAAGAGCUCCGCCUACCUUUGCUACCUGCCUUCCUCCUCCUCUCCCCUUCCCCAGUGGCCUCUUCCUCGCCCCCACCCACUCCGUCAUCCGGCCCUCAAUCCAGCCCUCCAUAGACAAAAUGACUCUGGAACUUACUGAAUGGUCUUCUAUAUGGAUUUUUACAGCUUGUAAUAGACAGUAGGAGAAAGAGGGAGAAACCUCAAUGACAAGAAAGCCAUAAACGCACACACACACACACACACACACACACACACACACACACACACACACACACACACACACACACACACACACACACAUACACAUACACAUACACAUAUACAUACACAAACGCACCUGACGCACACAAAGAAACACGCACAAAUUCACUCUUGGAAUGUACCGCACACUCUUCCUGUGAAAAUUCAACUGCUUCCUUUAUUUUUUUCUGGAUUUUCUACAAGCCUUUGGAAAGCUGAUUUGUUUUUUUUUGUUGCAACUCUGGGACAAAACAAAAAGCCGAGAGGAGGAUUAACACUUGUUGAAUUAGGCUGCAGUGUUUUGGGAGGACAACUUGUUUUUAGGACGACUUGUUCAGAGGACAACUGAUUGCUGAUUGUUUUGUUUUCUUGACAUUAACAUGCCAUAUACAUAGAUCAGUUUUUCCUUCAUUUACUUGGUGUCCAUAGCCUUAGUUAAGUUUUAGCAGGACCCAAGAUUAAUUGUAUUACCUUUAAUGCUGGGACACUAUCUGUUACAGGGUUUUUAGUUUUUUUGUUUUUAGCACUCCAUUUUUAAAAAAUAUAUAACAAGCAAGUUACUACCACAGGCUGCAAUUUGUAGGUUGUAAAGAUUGUAAUUAGGUCAGUACCAGUUUUAAAGUAACUACAAGUGACUUGAAACGACUUGAUAGUUUGAGGAAGGUGGGGAGAAGUACUGUAUUGUUUCUUCUUUGGUAGCUACAGGUAAUUUGUCAGCGUGUCAGAGGGGGUGCACUUGUUUCCUCAUUGCGUGCAUGCCCUCCAACAUGCCUCCCCAGAACACAGAGGCCGACGCCAUGCAGGUCGGACCUCUGGUGGGCGGGGUUAACGCCAAAAACACCACGGCAUCGGGCUCGGACGAGGACAAAGGAGGAGCAGGAGGCGAGACGGAUGGAUUGGGAGGCAGAGGUCGAGGAGGGGAGGAGUCAGUGAGCGAGGGAUCGGUCGAGGGCAUACCCCUGAAGAGAUGGGUGAUGCAUGGGGCUGUGAUGUUCGGCCGGGAGUUCUGCUACGCCAUGGAGACGGCACUGGUGACACCCGUACUGCUGCAGAUAGGUCUACCAGAGCAGUACUACAGUCUGACGUGGUUCCUCAGUCCGGUCCUCGGCCUCAUGUUCACUCCUCUGAUCGGCUCGGCCAGUGACCGCUGCACUCUGCGAUGGGGCAGGAGAAGACCGUUCAUCCUGGCUCUCUGUAUCGGGACAUUGAUAGGAGUGGCGCUGUUUCUGAAUGGAUCGCUGAUCGGUCUGUCGAUGGGGGACGAGCAGGGGAGACAACCAAUAGGUAUCGUUCUUACUGUGCUCGGGGUGGUGGUGUUGGACUUCAGUGCAGAUGCAACGGAGGGACCAAUCAGAGCGUACCUGCUAGACGUGGCGGACACGGAGGAACAAGACAUGGCGCUCAACAUCCAUGCCGCCUCAGCAGGUCUUGGUGGUGCGGUCGGCUACGCCCUCGGAGGUUUAGACUGGACCCACACCUUCCUUGGAGCAAUCUUCAAGUCCCAGGAGCAGAUCCUGUUCUUCUUCGCUGCCAUCCUCUUCUCCGUCUCUGUGUUGUUACAUCUCUUCAGCAUUGAGGAGCAGCUGUACUUGCCCCAACAUGACAGGCUGGAUCAGGAGAGUCCGGAUCGCACCAAACUGCAACCAUCAGCCAAUGGCAGGACCGGACUUCUCGCCCCCAAGCUGGAAUUGAUUGGAGAGGAUGAAACGAUUGACAGCUACGACCUCUAUGACCCCUACGGAGACAACCUGUCAGAGCAUGGGGAUAUGGACAUGGACUUCCUUGAGAUGGAGCUUGUGAGAAGUAAAAGUGACAGUGUUCUCGCCAUGGCAGACGCCACUCUCGACCACCUGGACCACGAUGCAUUGUACCUGUGCCACUUGGAGCCAUCCAUCUUUGCUGACCGCCUCUCACCCUAUCAGGGCUCGUCUCCUACGACCGGUAACUUCUUCAAUCAAAACCGCAGCACUCCACCACCCCGUUUUGGCAACAUCAGACGCAGCAGCAGUGCAGGAAGUCAGGACCUGCUCCAAACCAACAACCACCAAACACAGGCCACCAACCCCAGAAUUUCCCGCCUCUCGGCUUUCUUGCAGGAAAUGGAAAAUGACGACGGUCAGGAGGCGUUGCUGAACAACCAGCUCAAUGAGCAGAGGACACUGAACGGGCGGCUGUUAGCCGGUGUGACUAAUUCUGACAGAGCCAGCACCAACAAGCUGAGCUCUAAAGGACUGGCACAUCGUGCUGGAAUGGUCAAAGCUGCCAGUACUGGAGCCCCCAUGCGGCAGUCACGUCACCGUCACAUCUUCUACCGCCAGCCGUCCUGUACCUUCUCCUACUACGGUCGAGUGGGGAGCCAACGCUACCGCCGGGCCAACGGCGCCUAUCUCAUCAAGCCGUCUCGCAGCAUGAACGACCUUUACGAAGUGGAGUCCAGACACAGGAGGAGGCCAAGGCAGAAAAACAGACACCGCAGCGGAAACACUAACUCCUCCAGUGGGGAUACAGAGAGCGAGGAGGGAGAGGUUGAGACCACAGUGCGGCUGCUGUGGCUCUCCAUGCUGAAGAUGCCUCCGGAGCUGCUGCGACUGUGCGCCUGUCACCUGCUCACCUGGUUCUCCAUUAUUGCUGAGGCUGUCUUCUUCACUGACUUCAUGGGUCAAGUCAUCUACCAUGGAGAUCCUACUGCUCCUAUUAACUCUACUUUGUUGGAGGAUUAUCACAAAGGAGUUCAGAUGGGAUGUUGGGGACUGGUUAUAUAUGCCAUGACUGCUGCUACUUGCUCAGCUAUCCUUCAGAAGUACCUUGACAACUUUGACCUGAGCAUUAAGUACAUCUACAUCAUGGGAACACUUGCAUUUUCCAUAGGAACUGCUGUUAUGGCAAUCUUCCCUAAUGUCUACGUUUCAAUGGUGAUGAUCAGCAGUAUGGGCAUAAUCUCCAUGAGUAUCUCCUAUUGUCCUUACGCUCUGCUGGGACAGUAUCAUGAAAUGAAAGAGUACAUCAGGCACAGUCCUGGUAAUUCCCGGAGAGGCUUUGGCAUCGACUGUGCUAUCUUAUCCUGCCAGGUGUACAUCAGUCAGAUCUUGGUGGCCUCAGCUCUGGGUGCUGUAGUUGAGGCUGUUGGCAGCGUUCGUGUCAUUCCCAUGGUGGCCUCUGGGGGCUCCCUCCUCGGAUUCUUCACCGCCCUCUUCCUGGUCAUUUACCCGACUCCAAACAGCGGGGAUGGGGAAUCAGCCAAAGCUUCAAAACGGUCCUUGACAAAACUGGAAAAUCACAACAGCAAUGAAGUGGCUGUUACAGUGGUGACAGAGAAACCCAGCUUCCUGAAACUCAACAAGAAGGGCAAGGCCACUACCACCACCACCGCUUCCUGUCACACGGAGAAUGAGUCAGCUCUGUGAUUGGCUGGCUUAAGCCGACAGACACGCUGCUGCAGAAACAACAAAAUUCACUUCCGAAAUGGCCGCAAAUGGAAAGACUUUGGGAUAUCGGUGUGCGUUGAUCCACGCUUGGUGUCUCUUCUUGCUACGACAGGCUUUUUCUUGAUUUGCUGAAGAAAACAAUCAAUCUGACGUGGGACCAGUGUCACACCAGGCCAACAAAGCAUUCUGGUCCCAGUGCUGUUUCGACCAUCACAGAAAUUCUUUACACUCAGCCCUCACAAACAUUUCACUGAUCCGUCAGGGUUGUCCAGGGGUGGUUUAAAGGAGAAGUUGUCUCUCAGGAACUAUAGGAGGUGCUACUGAGCAGCCGCCUGGACACGAAACUUCAGGGGACUUGCACACAUACAUACACACAAACACAGCUCGUGAUCAGUGGUCCACACAAUAGAAUGAAUACGUGAAGACUAAAAAUCGUUGAUGAACAUUAGUCCUUGAAGCUGCAAUCAUUCAAAAAUGCUGAAAAUUGUUCUUCCUCGCUGCUGAAAUGGCUUGAUUGAAUCUGCUGGGAUGAUGCCGACGAGAUCGACAAGAGUGUUUGUGUGUGUGUUUCUGCUGACGUUUCACCAAAAUAAACCCAAUAACACGCUCGAAUUUGCGGGACUUUUUUCAGCACUGUGCGACAGUAGCUUUAAGACUGUAGAGACUUCUGCAAGUGGCAUUUCUGAAACUUAAGAGCCCAAAGCCUGGUUCUUGGUUCUUGAAAAAUGACUCUUUAAUCCCAGGAUUGAUUGCAAGUGUGUGUGUUUUUGCCCUCCUCCACAGGGCAGGCUCAAAAAUACAGAUGUGUAUUGAGUGGAAUUCCAGGAAGAGCGCAGAUGCAAUAUGUGCAGUAUACUGGGCAUUACCAUCCCAAAUAUUAUUGUCAUGUUUUUUCUGAGGGCCCAGAAUGAUUCUUCUGUCUGUUUUAAAUAAUCUAGUCUGACCUACAUGCUGCAUGAUAGAGGAGCAGAGAAGAGACAAACCAAACACCAGAGAAAAAAAAGGAGAGAGUUGUGGAUCUGCUCUCUCUCUCUCUCUCUACUUUCUUGCUUCAGAAUUGUUUUGUUUUGAAAAUGCUGUUAGCACAAUGUUUGUCACUAACUGCACAUUAGCUGAGCCAUUGUUUGAAAUUGUGUUAAAUAGCAUCCAGUAAGAAAAGCCUAUUUUGAAGUCCUCUUGGGUUGUUGGACGCUUCUGUCUUAGGACACCAGCAGGACGCUCCAGUAACUCUACCAGUAAUCGCCAGAAUCUGGAAUCGGACCCAAGAAUAUUAGAAUGGGUCCUGGAUAUAUUAAAAGAAAAAAUAAGUGGUGUUAGAGAGGCAAAAUAAUAGUUCAGGCUUGUUAUGUGAGCCUCGGCAGAGGAUUUUUGCUCCUGUUCUAGGUGUCUUGGUUCCACUGUACUGGGCCAAAUAUAAGUAUAAUAUAGUAUUUUAGAUAAUAUCUGUGUGUUGUACGCUGAAAGGAUAUUUAGAAGAGGAUAGAGGGAGGACUGGAGUACUGGAGGAAUGUGAAAAUAUUCAGGAUACAGACAUGAAAGUGCUUUAGAUCUUCUCAUAAAUGUAUUCUUAAAAUGCCAAACUGUUCUUUUAAAUGAAUAAGCAAAAUUUUAAUACUUAAAGAUUUGGAAAUACAUGUCUUAACUUGAUCCAAAAUAAGACCAUGGAGGCAGAUUUAAAAUUGUCUGCAGAUUUAAAAUUGAGUAAAAUCUAAUUUCUGCUCUUGAAAACUACAACUUUACCGAUUGCCUCCUGAAAAACUACAAAAUAUCCCAGGAAAAAAAAGGUUUACCAUCAAAAGCCAGCCUGGCAAAUAAAACCCAUGAAAGUUGUAUACAUCAAAACUAAACUUUUAUUAAUACUGAAUGAUAUUGAUUGUAGACCGAAAAGGUAUAGUAAUCUUGGAAUGUUGUAAUAGCUGAUAAUGCUGGAUGUUUAAAAAAAAAAAAAACUUGUAGGAAGAAUGAAAAAAGCCGAAAGAUUAUUGUGUAUUUUGCUUUCUGACAAAUCAGAUCUUUUGUUGCAAUAAUAGCCUUUGUUAAUCAGCUGGGAAGAGGACUGUGUGCGGGUGGUGGUGACAUUCUGAAUCUGUCAGGGUGAAAGGCUGUGGAUUUGGGUCAGUCGUCCUUUUAGCUCAAUCAGCUAAAACAUGCAAAUUGAAAGGAUUCAAAAUGUAAACUGCAGUGACUUCAUUUACUGAACAUUUUAUUUUUGGUGUGUAUUAGAGCAUUUAACAGAGAAGACUAUUUAUAUUUUUGGUUUUAGAAGAGAAUUCACUCACUGAUGAUGUGGUUAUUAUUUUUAUUCACUUGUAGGUGUGCUGGUGCAGAGUUUAAUCCUGUUUCUAACAGAAUAGAUUCCUUCCAUAAUUUCAGGUACAUUCAUUCAGUCCCAGAGCAGAGUAGAGAGAGAGAGUGUUUUUCUUCCUCGGUUGAGCCUGCUCUGACUGUGGUGCUGGGAUAAAACAAAGCAGGGAUGGGACAAUGACAAAAGACGAGGGGAUACAGAUGCCAGAGUUCUGAAUGGCUUCUGUAACCACUAGGGCAAUAAAAUAGUCUGAAUUAAAUAAUGGACACAUAACGUCAGUUUAAUGACAAACAUGAAGAUUAAAAAAAAAAGCUUUGGGGUUUGGGGAGGUUUGCAUGUGACAACAGCAAUAUGCAUGUGUGGAACACCAAAGUAUGACUAUGUACAAAUCACUCAAGCUCUUUGUUGUCCUAAUAGGUCAGGGAUGUAUUUUCUAAUGCAUGGCUGGAUGUUUGUGUCUUUUGUUUGAACUUAAAUGUGUAAAAGAAAAACCAACAUGUACUAUUUAAGCUGAAUCAUUGUGCUCGGUCUGGGUCAGUACACGCUCAACAAGCAUGUGACUUUCUAAAGUUUAUUGCACAUUUAUGAGUUAAGUUUGAGACGGCACACAUCUCGUUGCUGUUUAACACAAUGUGCAUGUGGACUGAUGACGAGAUUUGUGUCGUCUUCCCGAGCAACACUCCUUGUUAAAAGUGUAGGUGAGAAACUCUAGGCCUCGAAUACUUGAAGUGCAACUUGUUUCUUUUUCAAUACAGUGGGAAGUCUUUGAUUUUUUUUCUCUUUUUUCUUAAUGUCCCAAGCCUUUUAUUUACCGCAGACUCUGGAAUGUUCAGACAGCAGCAUAGCCUGCUGGGAGAUUGAGUUCUUACCUUUGAUUCCAUCUUGUGACUUAAUUGUUCAAAACAAGGUGAAUGAAUGUGAAGUGAUUUCAGCCGAAAUAAUUUUAGUUUUGAUGUUCGACAAGCCUGACAUUGCACAGAACUUGCACAUAAUAAGUUAAGAAAAAACAGAAACGGUAGAAGUGGUUUGCAAAAGGAAGAAAGAAACUGUUGAUAUUUAUUUUUUAGAGCUUUCGUGUCCGUUAAGGACACAUUUCACUUAGUUUCCAAAAUCAGUUAAAGCUAUUCUAAUUGCUGUUACGGGAGAUGUUACAGAGGCGGACUGGAUUGUUUGUGUGUGUGCGUGCGUGUGUGUGUGUGUGUGCAGUCGUCUUCAGCUGCUCACAUGUAAAGUGAGAGGCAAGAGUGUGUUAAAAAUGUCAUCUCAGUGUUUGUUUUUGGGUUCAUGUUCUCUGUUCUUUGUAAUCACCUGGUUUACACUUAACUCUGGAAUCGUUGGCUGUAAAACCGUAGGUUAUUUACGAGUCUUUAUUUUCUCUGUUCUGGUGUUUUAACUCAACUAGAAAAUGUCUACUUUGUAUUUUAAAGGCAGAGUCACACACAAGAGUUUGGCCUUUUGCACUUUUUCAGUGGCAGCCAUGCGGGCUCCACGGUUCCUGAUCAUUGAAUGAAUGUGGCGACGUGGUGAUGCUGUUUCAUGUUCCCAGCAGCUGUCGG
This is a messenger RNA of Anoplopoma fimbria (sablefish), 7744 nucleotides long. RefSeq names its product solute carrier family 45 member 4. The coding region runs from base 1214 to 3862 and encodes 882 amino acids. Gene Ontology annotation, cellular component: membrane. The transcript has 16 exons. The record is from RefSeq and is a predicted model, not a curated record. Gene Ontology annotation, molecular function: sucrose:proton symporter activity. Gene Ontology annotation, biological process: transmembrane transport. NCBI's taxonomy places the organism in Eukaryota, Metazoa, Chordata, Actinopteri, Perciformes, Anoplopomatidae.